UAUUCGGGGCAGGCGAACAGGCAAGCAAGUAAGCAAGGCAGGCAAGCACGCAGGCAACGAGAAAGCACAGGGUACCGCGAACGAAUCGCGCGUCCUCGCCGUUCAGUCGGGUAGGCGCGUUUCUGUGGCGUCGGUCUUUCGAGGGUAGCGUUUGCUUCGUCCUCGGUUCUAAAGCGAAUAGUCCUUUUUAAGUGCAGUGUGUAACGGGUGUUUUAUUUAUCGUGUUAAGCAAAAAAAUUUGAAGAAGAAAAAGAGAAAAGAAAAUCAUGAGAACCAUGUGCACUGGUGAUGGUGUACUUUAACAAUCGGUCGGUACAAGGAUUGAUACAAGAAAAGAAAUUCAGGUGAAGCUGCGAUAUAAUAAUAUAAGGAAAAAGAAGCAACAACGUGGUUGCUUCGGUUAGAACAUCCAACCGGGAAGAAAAGAAUAAGAAGGGCAAGAAAAGAAACAUGUCGCGAAAACUUACUAGCAACCACAUUAUACGGACCUGGGCGAGGCCUCGGUAUUUUUUGCUGUCGUUUCUGCUUCUUUGUGGAACUCUCGCGAACGCGACCAGAUUGAGGCAUUCGAGACACCUGGAUUUGAGAUCUCAGUUCUCCAACGACGAAGAAUUUGCGAUGCAGCAGGAUGAAAAUCACAAUCACAAGCCUGUGUUCUCGAAUUGUUCGAAUUACGCGCCAGUUGUGAAGGAGGAGGAACCGGUGGGCACAGUUGUGAUCCAAGUACACGCCAAGGACAGGGACAAUCCGGACAACGGAGGUACCAUCACUUACAGUUUCGUGACCGCGCCUGGCGAGAAGUUGAAAUUCGAGAUCAACAAUAGAACCGGACUGAUCAGGACGACGCAGGUGUUGGACAGGGAUGAACCGGCUCGUGAAAAAGAGGCCUACCUGACCGUUCUCGCGACCGACAAUGGAAGACCGCAGCUCGACGACGUGUGCACGUUCAAAGUCACCAUCGAGGACGUGAACGACAAUUCCCCCGUUUUUGACAAAGUGGUCUUUCGUGGAUACGUAUGGAAGGCGUACACCGAAUCAGUGCCGCAAGACUUGCCCCUUAGCCGAGAGGUUAUGAGGGUAUCCGCAACGGACAUCGACGACGGGAACAACUCCGUCGUGUAUUACAGCCUGUCGCCCAAGAAGCCCGAGGACGGCGUUUACUUUCGAAUAGAUCGCAACACGGGCGUGAUAUUUCUCAACAAAACCAUCGACAAAGUGCCGGAUUACAAGUUCAGCAUGACAGCGACGGCCCAGGACCAGGGAGAGAAUCCAAAGUCGAACGUGAUCGAUCUGGACAUACGUGUGGUCGAGUCCCACAAGAAAGCGCCUGUGUUCCUGCCGAGACCCGCCGAGCCGAUUCGUUUGCAGGAAAAUUUCAGCGACUUCGAUGCGAGCAUCGUGCAAUUAAAGGCUGUGUUGAACAGCGGCGAUAAACUUCUGUUCGAGCUGGUUCCAGGCACGACGGAGCAAACCAAUAAAGGGAAUACCUUCAGAUUGGAAUCGAACAAGGACGUAGCCGAUAUAAAGCUGUCCCAGCACCUCGACUACGAGAGCAACACGCAGUACACGCUGAUCGUGCGUGUGCAGAAUAAGUAUCAGUUGGCAGCUGAGACUACGGUCGUUAUAGAGGUGUUGGACGUGAACGACAAUAUACCGGUGUUUCGUGAGAUGAAGAAGGGGAGCGUGCUCGAGAACGAGCCACCGGGUGUUCCUGUGAUGCAAGUGCGCGCCAUAGACGCAGACGGGACCUCGGCUCACAAUCAGGUUACCUACGAGCUGGACAACUUCAGAGAUCUUUUCGCCAUCGACAAGUACACCGGCAACAUCACCACGUUGACCACGUUUGACAGAGAAGACGAGGAUACGUACAACGUGAAGGUGAUCGCGGUGGACAAUUCACCGAGCGCCCUUUUCAAGACGGGAGAGCACAACAAGGGCCAGCAAGUGUUCAGGAUCGAGAUCGCGGAUAAAAACGACAAUGCACCUCACUUCACGCAAGCCGUGUACACCGCAAACUCGAUCCUCGAGAAUGCAAACAUAAACGAGGCUGUAACGGAGGUGAAAGCCCUCGAUUCAGACACCGCAAGCCCAGUUACGUACAGUAUCAUAUUCGGUAACACCGACGAUAGUUUCUACAUCGAGGACACGACCGGUAAGAUUCGCGUGAAGAAACCUUUGGAUUACGAGAAGAUCACGGAAUACAACUUGACGGUUAGAGCGUUCGACGGUUUGUACAACGACACUGCUCAGGUAAAGAUUUUCAUAGAGAACGUGAACGAUAAUCCGCCAGUUUUCGAAGACUUUAACAAGAAUCCCACUAUAGAGGAGGAAAAACUGGUUGAAGGUUGCAUCACCACCGUGGUCGCUUACGAUCCCGAUAUCACGAACAGGAACGCUGAUCAGCAUAUUGCUUACGCCAUUGUAAAAGAGGAUCAGCAACCUUUGAUCGGUAUCGAUAAAUCUGGUUGCAUAACGUUGAAGAAACCUCUCGAUCGGGAUCCGCCCUUGGGAUACCCUAUGUGGACGGUGAUCGUAAUGGCUCGGGACGAGGAUGGAUCUCCGACCGCGUUACGAGAACUGGUAAUGGUGAAUAUCACGUUGAUCGAUAUAAACGACAACGCGCCGUUCCUAGAUAUGCCGUAUCCGGUCGUUUGGGACGAGAACAAGCCACCAGGGAAGAUAACGGAGCUGAAAGCUCGGGAUUGGGACUCGGAAGAGAACGGUCCACCUUUUCACUUCCAAAUAGACAAGAAUACCGCGGACGACGAGAUUCAGGCGAAAUUCGCUAUUCGAGAUGCCGACUUGUUCGCACGGGUCGAGUUCAAUCGGGAAGAACGGAAGAGCUACGAUAUCCCGAUCGCCAUCACGGAUAGCGGUACACCACCGAUGACGGGAACGUCGACUUUGACCGUGAUAAUAGGGGACGAGAAUGAUAACCCGAUGUCGGAAGGGUCGAGCUCGAUAUUCGUUUACAAUUACAAGGGCGAAGCGCCGAAAACGGAGAUCGGCCGGGUGUACGUGAACGAUCCGGACGACUGGGAUUUGCCCGAUAAACAUUUCGCCUGGGCCUCGACGCACGAAGGAUUUUUGUUGAAUCAGGACACCGGCAUGAUCACCCUUCUACCGGGCAUCUCGAACGACACGUUCGUUCUCAAGUUCAUAGUGACCGAGCACAGUACGUAUAUCCCGAGGCAUCAAGUGAACGCAUACGUGAACGUAACUGUGAAAGAAUUGCCGGAAGAAGCGGUGGAGAGAUCGGGCUCGGUCCGUUUCUUUGGAAUGACAGCGCACGAUUUCGUCGCGCCCGAUGAAGAAACCGGUGUCAGCAGGAAGGAAAUAUUUCAAGAAAGAAUCGCCGACAUGCUUAACACCUCGGUGGAGAACGUGGAUGUGUUCACGGUGCUUCACUCGCCGCAUCACAACAACGAGAGCUUGUUAGACGUUCGUUUCUCGGCGCACGGAAGUCCCUAUUACGCCCCCGAGAAAUUGAACACGAUUCUGGCCCAGCAUGCGAAGGAGAUCGAGCGAGAGUUAAAGACCGAUAUUCUUCUCGUGAACAUCGACGAGUGCCUGUUCGAGAAACAGUAUUGCAACAAUAGUUGUCGUAGCUAUCUGAAUGCCAGCACGGUUCCGUAUCCGGUUUAUACGAAUACGAGUACGUUCGUUGGCGUACGAGCCAUCGUAGAUCCCCAGUGCACUUGCCACGUGUACGAACCAAUAGUUUGCCUGAAUGGAGGCACACCGUUGGCUGACCGAUGCGAGUGUCCUCCUGGUCUCGAAGGACCAAGAUGCGAGCUUCUCGGCAUUGGAUUUCACGGGGAUGGCUGGGCAGUAAUGCCACCGCCUGGUCAAGCUUGCGACGACUCUCACCUGGGUCUAGAGAUAACGCCUCACAUGGACAACGGUCUUGUGUUUUAUUUUGGCCCUAUGACGUAUAGCCCGAAGAUGAAAAUUCAAGACUUCAUGGCUUUGGAACUGCAACAAGGAUAUGCUGUUCUUUACAUGGAUUAUGGAACUGGCACUGUGCGACUCGAUCAACGGCAUAUCAAACUCACCGAUGGCAAAAGCCACAAGAUAGAUAUUUAUUUCACGAAGAAUGCGAUUGAGAUGAAGGUAGACAAUUGCGGAAUUUCAGCUUGCAUUAGUUUAACCCCACCGCAAGGACCAAACGAGCUGUUGAAUGUAAAUAGUCCAAUGCAAAUCGGUGGAACUUUGACUAAUCUUGCACAACUAGCCUCGCAAUUAGGAUGGGAUUUCAAACCUACUAAUAAAGGAUUCGUUGGAUGUAUACGCAACAUGACUUUCAAUGGAAAUACAUAUAACUUAGGAAUGCCAUCACUAUCUAGAAAUGCGGAUCCUGGUUGCGAUCACGGAAUGGCAAAGGCAGUUUCCUUUGGAAUCGAUACCAAUUUUCUUGUCGCAAUUUUAGUUUGCAUCGCGAUUUUGUUAAUAUUGUUGUUAGCAGUAGUAGUACACAGACGAAAAACUGAUGAUCUUUACAAGGAUAUGGACGACAUAAGAGAGAAUAUAAUCAAUUAUGAGGACGAAGGUGGCGGUGAGGUAGAUACAGGUUACGACUUAAACGUUCUUCGAACGAUUUACGAUGCUCCGCCUAUCGAUUCAAAAAUACCACCUGUUGGCAUGAAAACGAGAGGGUCUGAUGAAGUACCAGACAUUUGCGGUUUUCUAGACGGCAAGAAAGAAAGCUGUGACAAGGAUCCCGAUACAAAUCCAUUCGACGAUGUCAGGCAUUAUGCUUAUGAAGGCGAAGGCAAUUCAGAGGGUUCCUUGUCGUCUUUGGCUUCUUGUACUGACGAUGGAGAUCUCAAGUUCAAUUAUUUAUCGAAUUUUGGACCGAGAUUCCGAAAAUUAGCUGACAUGUAUGGAGAAGAGCCUAGCGAUGAGGAGAGUGACGGUGUCGGAGAACGAGAAAGCGAGAGCUGGUGUUGAGACUUCAAUCGAACAUUAACUCGAACCGUUCAUAUCAAUUGAUUCAGCUAGUUUCAGCUCUCUGACGAAGCUGUAUCACUUCGUCAUUUCGUGUACUUAAUUCGGAUUCGAGAAUACCUGAUGUUCUCUGCUCCCGAUACAAGGACACAGUGCUGAUUCGUGACAACGAUGGUCGUAUAUUAUUUAAACAUGAUCGAGCCAUCGUAUCUUCUUCCUUUAUUUUUUUUUUUUAUUUGUUAAAUUUUUUUUCUCUUUUAUUGGAGCAAAUCGCUCUCGACUUUAUACAUAACAUAGUAGAAAACAAAAUUUGCUCGGUGUUUUGAAGACUUAUUGUACGAUAACUUGCAACACUGUGAGAGAUAACGAAUAUGAUUUUAGAAUACGCACCGAGUUGCAACGAGAGCUUAAGAAAUUAGGAAACAAAGAUGAUAAUAUUCUUUCUUGUUGACACGAGAAGAAAGAAAGAAAAAAAUAAUGGCAAUGAAAAUCAACGCAUCAGUGAGGAUGACUAUCGCGAAUAUUUAUUCGCGUUGCAUCGUGCGACGAUGGACACGCGCAAUUUGUUCAUUGCAACUGUUAUUCCGUGCGUGCAUUCCACUAGUAACGAAUGAAUUUUCAGUGUAAAACAAUCGCGAAGAUCUCUUUUUUCAGAGAACGAAAAUGCAUUAGAGCUCGUAAUUUCUUCAAGCAAUCAUUCGAGUUACGAGGUCUGGACUUAUUUUUUUAUACAUAUGUAAUAGGAACGAAUAAAUAUAUAUAUAUAUAUAUAUAUAUAUAUAUAUAUGUAUGUAUGAUGUGCGCGCGUAUAUAUGUAUGUGUGUAUGUAUGUAUGUAUGUAUGAGUGCAUAUUUGCCUAUGUUCAUGAGAAUAUUGUGAACAGAAGUACGUAAAGUAUCGACGAAAAAUGAAACGGAUGAAAUUGUAACGAUACUUGAAAGAAAAAACGAAGGACGAGAAAAAGACGAAACAAAGAUAGCGAGAGUGAUGUCGCUCUUCUGCUAUAUGUAUAUUUAACUUAUAGACUAUUUUAUUAACCGGUUAAUUAACGUGCGCGCGAGUGCGAUGAGAAAUCGUGUAUGCGAAACUUUAUAUGCGAAUACACGUAUAAAUAAAUAUCGAAUAUAUGCUGUGUGCGUGUACAUAAGCCAACUUAAUUGGUAUAGAAUGACGUGUGCGUGCGAUAUAUGUUCUAAAACAUGAUGAAUGUUCGAGACGUAAAAUCGAAAAAAUCAGCGAGAAGAGAGCCGAGUGCCAUAUCGUGCAUCCAAUGACCAAGAUUUAUCCACCGAAUAAUCGUACUCGAAUACAUAUGGUCGCAACGUUACCGGCGGCAAACGGUUCACAAAGCAAAAUUGUUUGUCAUUCUCUUCUUUUCGAUUGUUGACAAGUGCGUAUUUGAUUGUCACAUCUCUCGUCAUUUAUUUCGUUUCAUUCGCGAAAACAACUUUCAUGCGUGCGCGCGCUUACGAAUAUUUCUAUGUAUAUAUAUAUAUAUAUGAAAAUAUAUAUAUAUAUAUGUGUGUAUAUAUAUAUAUGUAUAUAUAUAUAUCCGUGUACCUAUGUAGGCGUUCGCGCACGUACGUACACGUAUAUAUGUGAUAAUAAUUUGUAAGCUUUUUUUACGAUAAAUCAACCGCGAUAUGUAUAUGUAUAAUAAUAAUGAUAAUAGUAACAACAACAAUAAUUAAAAAAGAUACACAAAUCGUAUCGAUAGUGGAACUGGAAUAGGUGUGCAUGUGUCUUGGAUUUGCGCUUCCCGAGUCGGUCUCAGUGCAACCUUGAAAAAUUUUACGUGUAAUUUAUACGAUAAGGUAGAAUGCAGCUUAUAUAAAAAGUGUGUGAUCUCAAGGAUCCGUAAGGAUAAGUUCUUACGUAUCGUAUUAUGAAUGGAUGCUACUUAGAGGAUUUUUUGCCAUCGAACAAUUAUAAUUAUAAUUCGGAAAGAAAAAUUUUGUCGGAAUAUUAAAAUAUGCAUCGAUGAACACGGACUGUGUUAAACAGGAAAGACGGGCGCGGUUUUUUUUAACGAUACACUCCAUCUCAGUACAAAGAACGCCUCCGUCGACGAGCGGUAAAUAAGAAAUGCGACUUAUCGACGCAUAAUGUUAUCGAAUUAAGUGGCGAAAUUUAGUUCGAUUUCAUAUGAAACUUAUUUAUCGUAUAUCGGCUAUACUAAGAGCGGAUUAAUUCGCGAUAUAUAUUACGUUAUUAUACUCGAACACUGCCCUUAUGUACAAUUAAAGAAAAAAAGAGGGAAAAGAAAAGCAAAAAUACGAUUUUGUUCCGCAACCGACACAAGGAUUACGAAUAGAUAUUUUAGCCAGAGGUAAACGUAUAUACAGGCUUAUUGUAAAUUAUAAGUAAGAUUCGCGAGACCAAAACGGUUAUUCGCGCGACCUAUUUGAUAUUGUGAUAGUUGAUCGCAAGAUAUACACGCAGCACAUCUUCUUUACUCGCGAAAUCCAUCUAUCGUCGUCGGAGAUACAUGUAACCUCGUGUUCUUCUUUCUUUUGUAGCAAUAAUAAAAGACGAUGACAUUGAAA
Apis mellifera (honey bee) is the source of this 7493-nucleotide messenger RNA. RefSeq names its product DE-cadherin (gene shg). Gene Ontology annotation, biological process: adherens junction organization; calcium-dependent cell-cell adhesion; cell morphogenesis. The transcript is spliced from 16 exons. Lineage: Eukaryota; Metazoa; Arthropoda; Insecta; Hymenoptera; Apidae. Bases 451 to 4950 code for a protein of 1499 amino acids. Gene Ontology annotation, molecular function: cadherin binding; calcium ion binding. Gene Ontology annotation, cellular component: plasma membrane; catenin complex; adherens junction. The record is from RefSeq and is a predicted model, not a curated record.